GUUUAUUAAAUGAUAAAAACAAUUCCACUUGAUAGAUAAAUAUAAAUGUCAUGAAAUGGAAUACAAAUAAUUCAUAUAAUAAUAUUAUCAAAUGAUAUUUGUUCAUGUUUUUGUUGUCAAUCAAGCUGGAUGUCGAAAUGUCAUAAGCCGCAUGUCGCGUCCUCUUUUCUUCCCCCCCACGUGUGGCAUGUGUUAUCGCGUCGCGUGCCAAGCGUGGUCGUUAUUAUUUCCGAGUGCGCUUGCUCGUGUUACUCGCGGUACCUUUGGAAUUCGUCUACCGAAUGCUUACCGGUUACGGUUUCCGUGAAUUAAUUUCAAAUGAUAAAACACAUGACUGUAUAAUAGUUAUUAUUCACAAUACUUGUGUAUGUAUAGAUUUAACAUGUAGGUACCUGGUAGGUUUUGUUAUGCUACCAACUUAUUAUUAUUGUAAACCGUGUAAAUUCAGGUCGAGAAAUGGUACUCUUAUAUUCAACAGAUCGAUAUAUAAAACACUGUAGAAGCAAUAAAAAAAAGUAUGCAAUGUAGACGAAAGAAAAAAAAUUAAAGUAAAAAAGUCGUCUUUAUGUUGAAGGCGAAUUUUUCUUCUCCUUCUUUUUAUCGCCUGGGGGUCCUCAACCCUCUACUAUGGCCCUGGAGAUGGUGGUGGGUGUGCAGCUGCGCCGAGGGUGAUCGUUAAAAGGCGCAUAAAAGAGGCAGCGCGAAUAGCAACAAUAAAAAUUCGUGGGCCUUCGUGUGUCGUCGUUGUCGUAUAACAGGACAUUGAGAGGGGUGGUAAACUCAAGGGAGGGCUUAUAGUUCUAGAGUGUACACAAGAGAGAAGCGAAAUAGAAAAAAAAUGGACAGAAAAAAAAACGACUUGAAAAAAAUUAAACGCAAAAGCAUAAGGAAAAAGAGAAUAAGAUUGCAAUACCGGCGGUGCCGGAGUUGGAGUGGGGUACGUAAUGAAACGAUAUUGAGUGGCUGUAAGAAGAGUAAAAAAGAAGGGGUAGGGAGAUGGAGAAAAAAAAAAUUCAAAAGAUAAAAUAAAGGAGGAGGAGGCGACGAAGGGAAAAGGAUGAAAUCACGUCCUUGAUGUAUAAAAUCAUUUGUUACCCACUUAUGCGAUUGACCCUAUCAGUUUGACACAAAUGAUGGGACAAAUGGAGAAGUAAGGAAUGGAGUCAAGUCCCAAUGGUGAUAGGUAAAGGGUGGUAUUUUAUAUGACAUGAACUUAUAGUAAGUUAGGUAUGGUAAAUCUACAAUUGAUGUAGAUUAUUCUUAUUAUAUUCUAGACUGAUUUUUUUCCCAUUUUCCAGACAAUUUUCUACAUGAAAAUUACCCUUGAUUCAAGCACUCUAAUCCCUAGUAAAAUGAUUUUCCAUACUGAUUGUAGAUUUACUACAAUUCUCAUAUAUUCGAUUUAUAAUUUAUUUUAAACUACUAAAUUGAACGAAUAUUCUUGAAAAGAAAAUGCAGAGGUACUGUGAGGGAAAAUUUAUAAAUAAAAGAGCGUUAAAAAAGUAUUGCUGGUAACAAAAUAAGAGGGGAUAGUUAAAGAGAAGAGGGAUAAAAUUGUAUAGUGAAGUAGGGGGUUCGUCUUCGCACCCCCUCUGUCGAUUGACCUCGCUUCGAUUUACUGAGUGGGGAGAAAAGCAGUCGUAAAAGAGUGGGAAAUGUGCACUUAGAUUUGAAAGUGGGGAGAAACGUGAAAGGCGAAAGAGGGAUGAUUCUACUGAGUAACUGGGUGCGGGGGUGAGUUAUAGAUUGAAGAAAGAAAAAGCUGGUGCAAGUGGAAGCGGAGGGUGAGUUUAAAUUGACGAAAAUGACGAGACUCUCCCACUUGCUAUAUAGAGUUUUUUUUUAUUUAUUGAAAUAAAUUUACAAGCUGCGAAAAGUGAUCAGAAAGUUUUUGCUCUUGCACCAGGAUUUAUCAAAGUAAAAAAUUUAUUCAUAGAGAUAAAUUUACAAAAAUAACCCAUUCUAAAUAUUUGUGUUCAUCAAGCAUGAGUUUUCGAAUUACUUCAAUAUUAAUUCUCAAUGAUUAUUAAAUGAAUUUUUUGGAAAUGAAAGAAAAAAAAUAUUAAAAUUUCCUUGACUGUCAAAAGCAUUGAUAUAAAUACUAUCAUUCAAAAUUCACACACUGAAUUAAUUUCAUAGAGAUAUAAAUAAUAACUAAAUAAAUAAAGUAAGUGAAGUAGAGUAUAAUAGAGUGUGAGUAUAAUAUGCGAAAAUAUAAACAAAAGUGACAGUAGAAUAGCACGAGAGAACGCAAGUCAAUUUUGGAUCGUUUAAAUCCCACCGUGAUAUCCAUAACGAUGAUAUUAGCCGGUGGCGAGCCACUGGAAAGCGAAUGUCGACCAAGUGACACAUGUAAAUGCAACUGAGUGCAACGAAGAUGACGACAAAUUUGCAUAGGCAAAUGAGAGAGUGAGAAAGUGCAUCGUUGAUAGUCUGUGUGUUAUACGAGAGAACACAAUGAAAUGUACAGACAAGAGUUUACCCAUUGUGAUUUUCUGUCUUUUUCUCUCAAUCUGUUGCUUUUUGUUCUCUUUAUUCUUUUAUGUACUUAUAUAAACCUACACUCUUUUUGCCGAAUAAACAUUUCAGCCGUUAAAAAGCCGUUUUUAUUUUACACUAAAUUUGUCGAUUCUAAAGCAUCGAGUUAACUUUAUUAAAGUGGUGUGAAUCAUUAUUUUAUUAAAGAUUAUUAUUAUUAUCAUUUUAAAAGUGUAAUAAACUAUUUUUAAAAAACGAUAAUAAUUAGAUAAAUGAUAAGAAGAUCUUUGUUAGGUUUAUAAAUAUAAUUAUAAGAAAAAAAAGGUAUUAUGGAUAGUCGAUAGAAUAUGUGCCACCCGCGAAAUUAAUGUCUUAAUAGUUUAUGACAAUGUCAUCACCAUUAUACCGUUUCUAUAGGGUAACACUAUACAUUUGCAAGUACGAUAAAUGGGUCACCAUUGUCAUCUAUCGUCAUUCUCAAAUAUAUUUACGGAUGCGUCAAUGUAUCGGAUUACCGCUUACUUUGUUAUGAGAAAGAUGAGUAAAGAUAUAUGUCGUUGAAACACGAUCAAACGUUGAUCCCAAAAGUUUGCAAUACUGCGAAAAGAUACAUUUGCGUGUUGUCAUUAAAUUUACCAUGGAAAUUCGGCGAAUGUAAUUGAAGAGAAACUAAAUAAUUAUAUCUGUUAUUUUAUUUCAAACUAAAAAAGUAAAAUGAUUCUGAUAAUAGUUUUAAAAAAAAAUAACAGAUUCAAGUGAUGAUAAAAUUCGAGCAUAGAAAAUACUAGUCAUUGGAGAUACUUGUAUAAAAAGUUAAUUAUCACAAGCAAACAACGUAGACACAUUUGAUAAGUAAUAAAAAAAAAAUAAAAUUAAAUUAAAGUUGAAAAAGACAACGAACAAAAAAAAAGCAGCUGAAUGCAAUUUCAGUGUCAUAAUAAUAAUAAUAAUGAAUGAUAAAUAAUGUAUUUUCUCCUUUUGAUUGUGAAUUAUCUUCAUUGCAGUUUCGAUUAUUAAAAGAGAUUACUCAAUACAUACGGCCCAUUUGCACGAAGCUAGCACGCGAGUUUCGGACAAAGGAUAGCCUUGUGUUCUCUCUCUCCCGUUGCAACUUCACUCGACCCCACCACCAAACUAUUGCAAAGUGUUGAGACUCGUCGCCAUAUCAUUUCCUAACCUUCUACUCUCGUCUAAACUGGAUCGCGAUUGGCCCAAUAGCUGAGUCGAUUAGAUCCUUGUGUAGCAAAAAAAGGGGACCAAAGGACGUGGGUCAAAUUAUGAACGAGGAGAGAGGGAACGACUGCUAAAAAUUACACUAUUCUGAUUGGCCGAUAUGUACGUGAGUGUGUAUAUAUGUGUAUGUGUGCUAGAUUAGUUACUAAGCUACUUGUUUCAAAUCAGACAAUGGGAGAUUUUUUAAUCACUGAAUCAAUGAGAUAAAUUGUUAGAUUAUUUCUUGCAAAGCCGAAUAAUUUUUGCUUCAUGAUUCACUGAUGAUCCAAUCUGAUGAUUAUACUGCAAUUAUUGAAUAUUCUUUACUGUGUAUAAUGAGUGUUGUAUUAGGUAGAGUAAAUGUAUGAGUUGGUAAAGAACAGGUUCGGAAUUUAUUUCCAUGCGAUCGCCCAUUUUCCUGACGCCCGGUCGUCCUUGAUAGCUUUUUGCGACGUUGACGACGUUCAACCGGGCGUGGCUCCCCUCUUCUCUUUCUCGUUUCAUCUUGUUCAGAGUUCUAAUUCCCCUUGAUAUGAUGUUUUAAAAGUUUUCCGGCGUAACGACUCGUGUCCUCGGAUUUGAUAUCUUUGCGGCUUUUUCUCUGCACCACCGUCGCCUACUCGUUGAUCCUGAGUUGAAUUUUAUCAGCAACCAAGGCGACGGAGACGACGUACAAUGACUGUCGUGGCUACGGAGACAGCCAUCUAAUCGUUUCUAGAAUUACUAACGCACUUGGACUUUGUACGCCAUGAAUAUUAACUCAACAUAGUUAGAGGGAGAAUAGGUUUGCGGUUAAACCACUAUGAUCACUAACGUUUUGGUGAUUAAUUCUUUAUGGUUUUAUUAUUAUUAUUAUUAUUACUAUUGCUAUGUUUUUACUUCUAGAAAUUUCUUAUUAUUAUUUUUACUGUAUUAUAAUAAUGAGUAUACGUGAUUACGAAUUAUCGUCAAUUAAAUAAGUCAGCCACUGUCGUGCAUCACGAAAGUACUGAUAUUUUUAUAAAAAAAAAGCUAAAAAAUUCACGUUUAAACUUUGUCAGAUUUCCCCAGUUUUAUAAUGCACGUAUUUCUCCUCUUUUUUUUUUUUUUGUUUAAUUUUAUCAUUGACACAGUGGAAUAAGAGAGGAGUAAAAAAACUUGAAUUAAAGUUCCUCAGACAGGUGAAUAGUUUGAUGUUAUGGUUAGUAGUAUUGAGAAAGGCACGGAAAUUAAAUGACGCAUUGAUCUUGGAAAAAGUAAAUCAUUAGUCUUGAGUGUAGAAAAGUAAUGUGUAAUCGUGCAGGAAGAGAAAAAAAUACGUCGAAUUCUGUUCAAAAUGAUCAUCAUGGUAAUAGUCAGUACUUUUCACAUGACUCACGCAAUCGGCCUUGAAGUUUGCACCCUCCACGUCAAGUUUUGUCUGGAACGAGUAGCGGAAGAGUUGAUGGGCCGUAGGAGAUGGAAGCAAUACCAGGACACCCUGUACAGCAGCACUCGGAGCGAAUCAGCCACGCAGCCACAUCACCGGCUUUAUCCAACGCUCUCGACAACCUGCAAUUUGGCAGCCGGGAGUUUGAGUCAGGUUGGUCAUCACCAAGCAUCCUCGGGUCCAAGUCCAACAGCAACAACAACACCCGAAUCCAUAGUUGCGAAACAACAACUAACCAAUCACAAGAACGACGAAUUACGUCUCAAGCCUGGAGACAUCAAGACAGAAGUCGAGGCUGCUACGGAGGAGAACGGUACUCGCUUGGAGUCUCUGCAGCACGGGCAAGUCCUUGCCAAUCUAAAACAGCACCAGAGACAACGAAAGGAAGACGAAGACGAAGGGAAAAACGAGAACGGCGAAAACGAUCAGGAGGGUGGAGAAAAAAGGCUCAAACUAGACGAGAACUCGGUGAGAACGACAAUCAGUCCACUGAGGGAGAACGAUACGUGCAGAAAAAACGAGUCAACGGAUACGGAAGAUAUCAAGGAAAAACCAACGGAAGCUGGUCUAGAACGAGUACAAGUGACUCCAGGUUUACUGAGAGUGAAAAAAGAAGAAGAGCUUCAGGAGUUGCCGCAACAGGUGAACUGUGGAGGAGAAACGACGAGAAGUGUGGUAGAUACUGGAACAAACAGACUAGCAAUCAGUGUCAAAGAGCAACCAACAGACUGUCCUACACUUCACUUUCAUCGGCGAGCAAGUCCACCACCCGAGGACUGGAAGCCAUUGGACAAGUGUUACCUCUGUCUAGAUGGAAAACUGCCUCACGACGACCAGCCGCCGCUUAGUCCUCAAAGUGAGAGUAGCAGUAGUUCGCGAUCUGCAGAGUCACCAAUGUCAGUACAAGUUGAUCCGAUGGCAGCCUCAGUGGUUGCUGCCGCACUUAGCGGUACAUAUCCAACCUUACUGCCACAGUGGUGCUUACCUCCGAGGGAAACACCUCUCGUGGGUGUUCAGAUACAUCAAGAGACCGGCCAGAUAGCCGAUCAGCCACUUGAUCUCUCGGCUAAACCGAAAAACUCUCAGGAUAACAACAUAUCCAUGUUGGAACAACAGAAAAUACCUCUGAGAAUGCCAACGGGGUUAGAUCCCAAGAGUAUCUUUGCCUCGUCUUAUCGCGCCAAACCAAGAUUGACAGGUCCAAUUGGUGCUGGUGGUGUGCCUGUGGUGGGUAGCGGAAGGAGAACAUAUACUGAAGAAGAACUUCAAGCUGCGCUCAGAGAUAUUCAAAGCGGUAAACUUGGCACCAGAAGGGCGGCUGUGAUUUAUGGAAUACCAAGGAGCACACUUCGCAACAAGGUCUACAAACUUGCAAUGGAACGUGAAAGGGAUGCGUCCCUGACAAGCACCCACUCACACCCCCACGAGUCCGGUGCCCCAGCAUCCGCCACCACCACCAUCACCACCACAACAACAACAACAACAACACCAACUACACCAAAUACGACCCAAAAUGCCUCUGCAACCACUCCGCCCGCGCAAGUGGACGAGGCAGAGGACAAGGAGUUAUCGGGAGCUGAAGAGGAGAAAGAAGUAGAGAAAGCCUUACUGAAGCCUUUGCUUUCAAUUGAGGAUCUUGUGAGGUUCUCAGCACUGGAAGCCAGUAGUGGGGAAUCUCUAAGGACUCUGCUUCAACGAGGACAAGACACAGGGACAGAAUGGCCCGGUUUUGAGCACGCUAACAUUGGGCCUUACAUCCAAAAGAUGUUAGCAGCGGCUGCACCAUUCAAGGGUUUAGAAACUCAAGAUUAUAGAAUACCCGAAGUCAUGAAGCGACUUAUGAGUGAAGACAAGAGAUUAAAUAAAGAUGUUAAUGGAGACCAAGCCCUUCCACAUCAACUUCCCCACUCUCAUUUGCUUCAAUCAUCGCAAACUCAACAAUCACAGUCACAACAACAAAGGUUACCCAUGACAAAUGAUGAUUUUAAUCCAAGCUUAGAAGAUGAAGCGAGUGACAGUGCUCAGGGCAGAGCCAUACUCAAGAUUCCGUCCUAUAAACCAGCGAGCACACCAGGCUCAAGUAAAAAUGGGGAACCGACCUCAGCUGCAUUCGCUCAAAGCUUUGCUGCUGCUUCCAGCGCUGCAGCUAGUCCUGGACUUUUAGAGAGAGCAAGUCCAGCGUUUUCAGGCACGAGUAGUCCGACGAAUUCCUUAGUUGGUAAAGCAGUCAACUUCCGUGAUGUUAUUGCAAAGAGCAUUAGUUCUAAAUUUCAAGAAGGUCAGUCCAAUUUACCAGGACAAACCUCAGUUCCUGGCCAGACGUCAGCUUCGAUGCUCAGUGAAACGAAUCCUUUUAAACGAGGACGAUACACUCCACCUCAGCCACAGUCUCAACAACAGCAACAACCAAAGCCACAAUCACAAGAAAAUAAAUCGAAACCAGUUUCCGGUGGCAAGGGUACAAGGCCAAAACGGGGCAAAUAUAGAAAUUAUGAUAGAGAUAGUCUCGUAGAAGCUGUUCGAGCUGUACAAAGAGGAGAGAUGAGCGUGCACAGAGCGGGAAGCUAUUAUGGUGUACCACAUUCCACUUUAGAAUAUAAAGUUAAAGAGAGACAUCUCAUGCGACCACGGAAAAGGGACCAGAAACCACCAGAUGAUAAAGCGAAAGAGCCCGCAGCUGCACCAGCAGCAUUACGACCGGGUAUUCAAGAUAAAAAACCUCCUCUGAAAACUCAAAAACCUUUUACUCCUGGUCCAGGAAGCAUUCCAAGCCCAAAUGGUCUCAAAAUUUCACCUUUUCUAGAAGGCAUGCCACAUUUACCAUUUCCACAUCCCUUUAAUUUUUGGGGUCCAACACCAUUCAUGCCUUCGCCUUUUAUUCCUGGAGCAUCGAACGUACCAACGAUGCUUCCAGAACAGUAUUUUGCACCCCAAAGAAUGAGAGGAUUACAAGAACAACAGAGGAGCGCGAUAGUGCAACAACAACAGCAGCAUCAAUCACAAAGGGAGAGGGAAGGCUCUGCAUCCGAACCUGGAACGUCAACUCCUCGGGGUUCGUCGAUAGUAAAAACAACCCGAGAGUUUGCUGAAAGUCUUUAUGACGGUAGUGGUGCAAAUGGAAGUUUUUUAGACAAUUUAAUUAGGUCGAGUCUUGAAACUGGCAUUCCGAGAGAUCAAAGAUCAUCGGCUGACGGAAAUCAAGCAACAACUACCCCUGGACAGCAUCAUUCUGAAGGAGGUAAAGCUCUUAUAGAUCAACUUUGUCGGAAUUCUAGGAGGACACCAUUGCCACGAACUACUCAAGAUAGCAGUGAAGACGAAAGCUAUCGAGGUGCAUCAACGAGAUCGCUACCAGAAAGACCUGAAAGGGUACCUACAGUUGAUCUCAGUCCUUCACCAACGGAUAGAGCAAGAACCGAUGAUCAAAGCAGUGAUCGAUUAACAUCACCACCUACACCAAUGUCAGUAUCAAGAACUGGCAGUCGAGAUGAAGACACACGAGACUCUAGGGUAGAUCGAGGUAGCAGAGAACGUGAGGUUCAUAAUGGUAAUCAAGAAGAUCGUGAGCCUAGAAAGACACUUAGUUUGCAACAGCAACUAAAUCAUUACUCGGACAUACACAAUCUCUAUUCUGUAUCAACUGACAAAAAAAGUGCCUGUGAUAGUAAGCUUAUAGUAGACCAGAAAACUCAGCAACAUUCACAACAGCUGGUUGUACAAUUGCAAAGAAGCUAUAAUGCUAGUGGUGUUAAUAACAGAUCAACUGAAGUUAAUCAACAAAACAACUCUCAAUCAUCAACUCAGCCUGUCCAGGAGCCACGUGGAGCUGUACUCAGCAUGGAAGACUCCGUAGAGCAGUAGACAAAACGUCAUUUUAUUGGUCUCGACAAAUGGCUCUCCAGGACUUGCGCAAGGCCUCAAGUGUAAUUGAUAAUAAUCUCAAUAUCAUGAAUGGCACUUGCAAUCUUCAAGCUGUUCUCGGAGUAUCUGAUCAUCUUUGUCCCUUUCAACCCACCCACCCACCGCUCACCGUAGAUGUUAUUAUUUGUCCAUACUUCUUCCUCACGUGGAGGAUAUUGUAUGUAAGUUUAUUGUUUCAUUUGUAAAUUAUACUUAUGCAAAUAAUUAUGCAUUAGAGAAACAAAUUUACAUUCGAAUAUAGUGUUUUAUACAUGUACAUCUAAGUAGUUAGAAAACGUCAAAAAAUAUUUUUUAUAUUCUAUAUAAAAUUGCAAUUAUUAUUUAAUAAAAUAAAUCUUAAUAAAUAAAAAGAAAUAUUCAGUUAUUUAGAGGUAAUAAUCACUCAUGUCAUGAUUAAUUAUAUGAUUAUUAUUUUUAUUAGUAACAUAUUAUUAUUAUUAUUAUUUGUAUUUUUUAGUAAAUGAUUUAUGCCACCGAUCAUUGAUCAUUAUAUUUACUGACACUUAUUAUUUUUUAAACGUAAUACUUUUUACAUAAUAUUAACAAUUGACAAAUAAAAUAAUAUACAAAACUAUUGCGCCUCUAAUAUACAUUUGUAGAAUUUUUAUUCUAUUUUGGUGCCCCAAGUUCAAGUAAGACAGAAACCGAUAUCCAACUGUGUACGUAUAUACAUAUAUAUAUAUAUAUAUAUAUGUAUUUCAAACAAUUAAUUGAGUGAAAAAAAAAAACAUGCGGACGGACUUUUACAAGAACGUUACAGUCUGAUGACAGAUAUCUUCAGAUUACAAUAUCAAAAAAGAAUAAAAUAAAUAACUGAUGAACAAUACAUAACUAUUUCUACAUAAAAACUCAUUCACAUACACAAUAAUACAUGAAAACUAAACCGAAGUAAUUGCAAAUUAAUAUAUUGAUACAUUUUGCAGAAAUGAAUUGUAAGAAGAGGUUUUAUUGAUGAUACGAAUUUUUCUUUGUAUAACAAAUACAACAUAUUUUUAAUUAUUUUAUAUUUUCUAAGGGAUAAUAAAUAAUAAAUGUAAAUUGUACAGACCAAGUGAAACACCUUUAGGAUAAUGGAAAAAAAUAGAUUGUAAAGUUAUCUUUUAAUUUUUGAGUAUUGUUAUACUUUCGUUGAAAUGUUUUUUUUUUAUGAGUAUAAUAUCGUGAAUUUAUACACGACUGUAUACGAUUGUCAUAAGACAUUAAUUAGAGUUAAAUUUAUUAUAAAAGUUACAGAAAUGCGUCGACGAAUGUGUAAGUGAAUUUUCCAAAUUAUUUCGUGAUAUGCACUUUCACAAAGUCACUGCGAAAACUAAGAUAUGCAAUUGUUAUGGAAGAUAUGCGAUUGGAUAAUUAUUCUUAUUUUAUUAUUCAUUUGAUAAUUAUUUUUAAAAUUAUCAUUAAUAUUAUUAACAAAAAAAAAAAUUUUUAAUAACUAGAUAAAGAAUUAGUAAAUAAUUGAAUAAUUUCUAAUCGCAUAUUAUACCGACGCCGUAGUAAAAUGUGGUUCACAAUUUAAACAUGUGAUACGCCGACCUUUAAGGGUUAAAACCCCUUUAAUACGGCGGCGCAUUUUUAAACAUUUUUUGAACGUAAGAUGCUCUUUUUGUUAAUGAUUGAUUGUUGUCAAAAUGGUUGUGAGGUUAUUACUAUUGAAAUAUGUUGAUAAUAAAGAUAAACACGCGAUUUUGGCGAAUUUCUCUUCGUACUUCUGUGAAUAAGAGAGAUCCGCAUGAAUUGUGUUCAAUAAAUAGGAUUUUGCGAGGAAAAAUAAAUAAUUUUUUAUUCAUAUGUAAAAUUAAAAAUCAUUUAUCUGAUUAGUUGAAUUGAAAAAAAAAGAAUAUUGAAUUAAAUAAUAAGGAAAGAAAAACGUUAAAAAUAAUCCUCGCAUUUCCUAAAAAAAUAUACAACUGGCAUUGAAAUAUAUAGAAUUUAAUUCCAUGUGCUAAGCACGACUUUCCUCUCAUUUUACAAAUGAGAACAAUGUUGAUCUCGAUCUUUAUGAAUCGUGGGACUAAUGUAAAUGAGACUGAUAUACCAGUAUUCAUGAAAAAAAAAAA
Molecule: messenger RNA, 11076 nt
Organism: Chelonus insularis
Lineage: Eukaryota; Metazoa; Arthropoda; Insecta; Hymenoptera; Braconidae
Gene: Eip93F
Product: Ecdysone-induced protein 93F
Exons: 10
Coding region: 5006-8959 (1317 amino acids)
Biological process (GO): regulation of transcription by RNA polymerase II
Cellular component (GO): nucleus
Molecular function (GO): DNA binding
Source: RefSeq, a predicted model, not a curated record